Molecule: messenger RNA, 489 nt
Organism: Leishmania braziliensis MHOM/BR/75/M2904
Lineage: Eukaryota; Euglenozoa; Kinetoplastea; Trypanosomatida; Trypanosomatidae
Exons: 1
Coding region: 1-489 (162 amino acids)
Source: RefSeq, a predicted model, not a curated record
AUGUCCGAGGCUGUCGUGCGCGCAGAGCGGGAGCUGUACGCGUACGUGGUGGCACUACAGAAUGCACUACAGGUCGCAGCUGAGGAUGCUAUGCCGCAAAGCCUAUGGGAUGGCACUGGGGAGGAAGACGGCGUACUCGGCAACACUGUGGCGGGUGAGAAUCAUCAAGGCGGAAUACCCGACACCUUGAUUCAACAGGUAGAGCGUGAGACGGCACUUGAGCGGCGCCGCAUUCAAGAGCUUCUGCACCGGCAGCUGGCUCCACAGCGAGCUGCCCUCUGUGCGUCCAUUGUGCAACUCGGUGGUGGUCAGGAUGCUUCCGGGAACAUCAUCGAUGUCCCGGUAGCGGUGCUCGACCAGGAGAUCGCAGCCGCGGCUACGGAGAGCGCAGAGCUGGGCCGGCGCAUGGUGGAGCUGUACGACGAGGCGGCGUGGCUCGCCGCGCGAAUCGAGGCGGAGGUGAUGGGCAAGUCGGUGCCAUCCCUGUAG